AUGCCGACCUACUCAACAAUCGAAAAGUUUUUCGUUAGGAGAAGUUCCCAGCAAGGGGAGGGAAAUGUAUCACUUUUUGCUGAUGUGGAUAUUCUCCCCGUUGGCGCAUCCACACGAGCCGAAUUCGAGAAAGGUGUCUAUAAUCAUGCCGAGUUCGAAACACUAGAGACCUAUAUUAUUGUUCCUACGCCUGAAUACAUCACCGAAAGUAUGGGGAGGCCAAACAUCGAGACAUAUCUGGGGAGUCAUUACCGUCGCAAAAAGAUUUACAUGAUCACGGGCCUCAAAAUCGCAAAGCAAGGAAGGGUAUGGCGCGGAGACCGUUAUGAUGGGGGAGGAGGCUCGCAGUUUGGUAAUCAACCGAUGCUCAUCCUUCCCGCAUCUUUGGGCCUCGAUCUCAGAUACAAAAGAGGGGUUGAUGAGGAGGUCAGUUCUAGUCCAAACGAUUUUGUCUGGGCUUUCAAUUUGAGGCGAAUUUACUAUCGCAAAGGACUGCUAGUAAAGAGUGACACUUUCGCCAAUGGUGCAACAUUUGCGGAGGAUGAUGAAUGGAAGCAUGAGGAAGAGCAUGAGCAGAAGUCUUCCCUCAAUGACAAGGACAGUACUGUGGAGGGUAUGGAUGAGAAAGAUUUUGAUGAAGGGUUCAGACAUGAAUCGUGGCACUCGGAUUGUGGAUCUUGA
Sclerotinia borealis F-4128 is the source of this 681-nucleotide messenger RNA. The record is from the annotation of a GenBank genome assembly. NCBI's taxonomy places the organism in Eukaryota, Fungi, Ascomycota, Leotiomycetes, Helotiales, Sclerotiniaceae.